GGAAGCCAAGAGUUUGGGAGACAUCAUGGACAAUCGUCCACCGAGUUCCCAGGCUGAGGACGAGACCUGCCAGCCCAGCUCCUCAGGGUACCCCCUGGAGGUGACUGUCUAUGAAGAAAUCCCAGGACCGUCAGGUGAAGGAGCUGGCACGAGAAGGAAUUGCAGAGGCUUGACCGCCCCCUGGGCCGGUUGCACCUCCCCGCCUCAGCGCCCCGGCGGAAAGAGGAAGAGGUCAGUGGCGUUCAGAGCGGAGGUGGAGGGCGACCCGGCCGCUGAGGCCCAGGACACCUGGGUCGUGGAGUGGCUGAUUGGGCUCAAGAUGAAGCUGAAGCGACAGCGGGUGUCUUCAGUGCUGCCUGAGCACCACGAGGUCUUCAACAGGAUGCUCGAGGAUCCCGUCGUUAAGAAAUUCCUUGCCUGGGACAAAAGGCUGGAAGUAUCUGACAAGGUCCUGCCUGGCAGUGCCUCCUUGACGACUGGGCGGCUCUCGGUGACGGUGACGGUGACGCCGGGCAGGGCUGGCUAUGUGGCCAGCGACAUGGAAGAGGACAACCAGGCCCCCAAACAGGCCAUCUUUUCGUUCCUCUAUGGAAAGAACCGCUCCCAGCGUCCCUUGUUCCACAAACUGCGUUCCCAGUUCAUCCGUUCCAUGGGCUGGAAGACGAGGGUCACUCGGGAAGAGUGCGAGCAGAUCCAGGCUUUUGAUCCAGAGCUCUGGGUGUGGGGAAGAGAUCGCUCCCUCUUGCCCCAGGGGCCCCAGGAGCACGCAGGCCUCAAGUCAUCGGCCUGCGCAAAG
Messenger RNA from Aethalodelphis obliquidens (Pacific white-sided dolphin), 796 nucleotides. RefSeq names its product speedy protein E4-like. Lineage: Eukaryota; Metazoa; Chordata; Mammalia; Artiodactyla; Delphinidae. The transcript has 6 exons. Gene Ontology annotation, molecular function: protein kinase binding. The annotation marks the transcript as partial. Gene Ontology annotation, biological process: positive regulation of cyclin-dependent protein serine/threonine kinase activity. The record is from RefSeq and is a predicted model, not a curated record.